This is a messenger RNA of Colletotrichum orchidophilum, 2277 nucleotides long. RefSeq lists its product as uncharacterized. Gene Ontology annotation, biological process: vesicle-mediated transport. The record is from RefSeq and is a predicted model, not a curated record. The coding region runs from base 1 to 2277 and encodes 758 amino acids. The transcript is spliced from 3 exons. NCBI's taxonomy places the organism in Eukaryota, Fungi, Ascomycota, Sordariomycetes, Glomerellales, Glomerellaceae. Gene Ontology annotation, cellular component: endocytic vesicle; cytosol. Gene Ontology annotation, molecular function: guanyl-nucleotide exchange factor activity; small GTPase binding.
AUGGCUUCCAGCAUCGUCGAAACCAUGUCAUCCACCGGCCCCUCCAAAUCCCCAGCAGCUCGUCCAAACACGAUACGGGCGCCUUCCUUCACUCGCCAGAGCGAAGAUAGCGAUCCCCUCAGGGUAUCGAAACGAGCUCAAACAUUCCACAACGGCACUGCGGCCGACCCGCUGACGACAACGCCGACUGUCGCCAGCAAGGCCCAGCAGAAGCCAGCAGACGAGCCUGAGGGCCCUGAUGCCUUUGAAACUGCUGGUAGACCUUCAACGGACAAUGACGAUGGAUUCGAUGGCAGAGGAUCUGUGGACCUUGGCGAGCUCCCAAUUGAGCUAGUCAGUCUGACUGACAGCUUCGUCGAGUCUCUCACCUCUAGAACCCAUCCCACGCCUUUGACCAUUGACAAAGUCUCCGAAUUGUUCCAAGAUUUCUACCAAGUCGCAUCGACCCACGUCAACACCCACAUCUCUAGUCUGAUUACACGGCACAAUCGAGAUGCUUCGCCUGCGCCGUCCGCGUCCUCCAAGGUCUCCUUCACAGCUAGCAGGCUUCGAGCUAAGGCGGCUUCUCUCGGAAGCAAGGAUAAACCUAAAAAUCUCCCCAAAGCAGAGCCGGAGCAGCAGAUGAUUACCGCUGAAGAACUCGCCAACAAGAAGAAGGCGCGGAAAGCCAUCGAAGCCAAGCGUGGCAUCAUUGAGGAGGCAGUGGAGCGCAGAUUGUGCGAAGGCAUUUAUAAUAAGAUCUACCGCCACAAGAGCACCCAGGACGAAGCGCAGGACUCAAAGCUGAGGUCAAAGACUGCGGCACUCGCGCUGGUCGGCAUUGGGCCGGCUGACCUUGGGAUUGAUCUUGGCGACGAUGCAUCCCAGACGCCCGAAGCGGCUGCGGAAAAGGCUGAAGAGAUCAAGAAGUCGCUUGCGCAGGCCAGAAGAGAUCUGAUUCUCAUGAACGAGAAGCGAUACCCGCUUGGCAAGGUACACCACUUGAAAGCGGCACACAAGGACAUUGUCGAGACCUUGGCGCAAUUUCACCCGUCUGCAUCUGCGGAUGAGAUUAUGCCUAUGCUCAUCUUCACGCUUAUCACGCUUCCUCCCGAGCACCUUAACGUCAUCAGCGACCUGCACUUUAUUCAGCACUUUAGAUGGGAGCCGAAGUUGACGGGGGAAGCUGCGUACUGCUUGACGAACCUUGAAGCAGCCAUCAGCUUCCUGGAGACGGUCGAUCUGUCUACGCUGAGGGCUGAUGAGCUGCCCCAGGGUCCUGCCAGGGGCGCAAGCCAGCCGGGCACUCCGCGGGCUGACACGUUUCCUCCGGCGUUCCCGCCCGGAUUGACGGUAACGGCGGAUCCUUCGGUGGAGACCGAUUCUGGCAAUGCCACACCAACGAGACCGCCUGCGUCGCCUUCAGCAUCCGCCGGGCUGCGUGCUGCGGUGCAAGCUCGUAAUAGAAGACUGAGCGAGCUAGUCAACACGCCUGCCCAGGCCAUUGGUGCUGCAAGUGAUGCUGUGCUCAACACGGCCGAUCAACAUAUAAAGACAAUCUCAACGAGUCUGGGCGAUAGCUACAAGUUCUUGGUUGGCAAGUUACGCGAGACACAGGGCACUCCGACCGAAUCAGGCCAGGGGCUCGUCGUGCCGAAGACGCUUGAUGAUGCUCGAAAGUUGAUGAGUACCCCGCCCCCAGAGGAAGAAGGGUCGACCAGUGGUGCCAGCUCGGUUCAUGGCACGGAGGAGGCCGAGUCUACUCGUCGACCCCCGGUCCGCGAGGAUAAGGUUCUGAAUCUCAUUGGCGGACGCAAGGUCAGUCGAGAUCACAGCGCAGACAGCUCGCGAAGCGUCAACAGCUCGAAGAAGGUGCUCUUUGCCAAAGAAGGGGAAAAGGAUCUGCCGACACCAUCUCCUGGGAACGCCUCCAACCCUCUUGACUCAAUGAGGAACUUUGGCAAUUCCUUUUCGAGGUUCUCCGGUAUGAGCAUGAUCAGGGGCCUCAGCCGGACUGCAUCGACGCCUAUUGUGGCGAAGGAAACACCCAAGGAUGCGGCCAAGGAUGGCCUGGCUACAAAAGUAGCUGAUGGCGGCGAUCUGGCAAGCGCGUUUCCGGACAUUGCAGCUGCCUUGCCGCCCAAACAAGCACCAAAGAUCAGCCCGCCGAACAAGCGGUUCAUGGAGAUGCAGAACCCUGGCGAUCUCAAAAUUGGCGAGGUUCUCGACUUGUUGCGCGACUACCGAAGGCUGGCGACCGCGCUCAAGGACAUGGGGGCCUUUGAGGGGUCCAAGUGA